Molecule: messenger RNA, 420 nt
Organism: Loa loa (African eye worm)
Lineage: Eukaryota; Metazoa; Nematoda; Chromadorea; Rhabditida; Onchocercidae
Exons: 2
Coding region: 1-420 (139 amino acids)
Biological process (GO): positive regulation of DNA-templated transcription; cell fate specification; regulation of transcription by RNA polymerase II
Cellular component (GO): nucleus
Molecular function (GO): RNA polymerase II cis-regulatory region sequence-specific DNA binding; DNA-binding transcription factor activity, RNA polymerase II-specific
Source: RefSeq, a predicted model, not a curated record
AUGACUGCUACAGGAGAACCUGAAAAUGAAGCAAAAUUUAUUUAUCCAGAUAAUGGAUCAAUACAACUUGGACAAUACUGGAUGAAUAAUGGUAUCCGUUUUGGUAAACUCAAAAUUACGAACAGUACCAAGGAUUGCUCUUCAAACAUACUUCUCAAUUCAAUGCAUAAAUAUUGUCCUAUUCUAUACAUUUACAAAGUUUAUGCAACACCAGCAUUAUGUUUGGAUGGUUCUACGAUUUUAACCAAUCAAUAUCAAUUGAUGAAAAAUUUUACCGAUCAAAUUAUGGAAUUCAUAGCUGUUACAGCAUAUCAAAAUCAACGAAUUAUCGAAAUGAAAAAAAUACAUAAUAGCUAUGCUCGUGGACAACGUGGUACAAUCAAAUCUAGGAGUAAUGAUAAUCUUACAACUAUAAGUUAG